This is a messenger RNA of Phyllopteryx taeniolatus (common seadragon), 4109 nucleotides long. RefSeq lists its product as uncharacterized. The record is from RefSeq and is a predicted model, not a curated record. Gene Ontology annotation, molecular function: protein binding; metal ion binding; RNA binding. Bases 199 to 1794 code for a protein of 531 amino acids. Lineage: Eukaryota; Metazoa; Chordata; Actinopteri; Syngnathiformes; Syngnathidae. The transcript is spliced from 15 exons.
CCGCUCCAGCUCGUCCAACGCCCGCGCUUGACUCUCAGGAAGCGGCUCGGAGGCUCAUCCGCCGCGGGCAGAUUCCCAUAACCGACACGGACUCCGACAAUCCCGAUGCCACAGUCGUGCGGUGUCUACGCCGUCUGUCGUCUGUGGUAAAAGUGACUCUUCGGCACGGCUUUCUUCUACUGUAGACGAUAAUGCUGGAUGGUUGCGCUCAGGAAAAUCACCAGAGACAUAUGUCGCCUGUUGGGGCUCGCCGGCGGUCCGCCUGCGCAGCAGCAGGAAGGACAGAUGGACUGUGUUGCUGCACUCUCUGACCCAAGUGAUGCUGGGGCUUUGUCACAGGAUGCAUUAAAUGUCGAGGAGGAUCUGAGCGAGGACGAGAAUGUCAGACGCAGAGCAGAGCGACGCAGGACCAAAAGAAAGCGCCGUCGAAAACGUAAGAAGCAGGAGCAUGUGAAGCAAAGCGAGACAGCUGAACAGGAUGAUGACGAUAGAGGCAGCAAGUCUGAAUUGGAUGACAGUGAAUCGGAAGUGGAAGCUAAGACGGAGGGGCACACACAUCUGCAAAAUGAGGACAAAAAGGAUGCAAAACCAGCUGCCUCAUACAAGCUUGCUACCUCCAACACCACCACUCCUUCCAGAGAGCAUCACAAGGCAAGAUCAACUGAAGAGGAGCCAGAGUGGGACAUGAGCAGUGCCUUCUUUGCAAACGCUGCCAGCCACAUCAAGCAUAAAGGAACAUGCUGCAAGUCCAAAGAGAACAAAGAAAACGAGGCCAAAAAGGAGACAAACGUAAUUGACACCACGACGAAGAAAAGUACAUCACUUGCAGAAAAAGGGAUAAAGCUGGUGCAACAAGGGCAGUACUCAAAAGCAGCCUGCUUGUUUACAGAAGCCAUCAAAUGUGACCCAAAUGAUUACAGGUUCUACGGGAAUCGUUCUUAUUGCUAUUACUGCUUAGAGAAGUACCCUCAGGGCCUGGCAGACGCCGAGCGCUCCAUCCACCUGGCUCCAGACUGGCCCAAAGGACACUUCCGCAAGGGCAGUGCUCUUAUGGGCAUGAAGCGGUACUGUGAGGCGGAGAAGGCUAUGGAGCAGGUGCUAAAACUGGACAAAGACUGUGAAGAGGCUGUCAAUGAACUCUAUAAUUGCAAAGUGCUGCAAUUGAUGGAGUUUGGUUUUGAAGAGGUAGAGAGCACAUUGCUGCUGGAGAAAUUCUCAACAGUGCAAGCUGUUUUGACUUGUUGCUUCGACACUGCCGGAGCUGCAAGCCAAGAUCAGUCAGUUACACAACUUGGCCCUUGCCCAUCUCUGUGGGUGGGAAAUGUGACGACGGAGCUGACAGAAAAACACCUCAAGAACCUUUUUAAAAUCUAUGGUGAGAUUGAGAGCAUCCGCGUCCUGCACGAGAGGUUUUGCGCCUUUGUUAAUUUCAAGAAUGUUAACGACGCGGCCCGCGCCAUGGAGAAACUCAACGUGAGUACUCUGCAACUUGCACACUCUUCAUUGCUGCCACAAAACAAAGCCCUUUUACAGUUGAACCUCCCUCAGGGUUAUUUAAUUGAGAACACGCGUUUAGUGGUGCGCUAUCCGGACCGUCGCUCUCAGCGAGUUCUUCCUCUUCCACUCGGUGUCACGCAGCAGGCAGGUGCUGCUGCUGGACCCCGGCGGAGAGGCCCCGUAAAUGGAGACGAGUGUUACUUCUGGAGAACCACAGGUUGCCAUUUCGGGGAGAAGUGUCGCUACAAACACAUUACCGAUCACAAAGGCAAUGACAGGAAGCCGUGGCAGCCUUAAACUGACGUUUGCCUCCCUAGUUGACAGAAAACUGGGACACACCGUCAAUGGAACUGGAUGGUACGCUACUAAGCAGACCAGCGUCGCUCGACCAGUAUAUAAUUUACCCUGGUAAAAACGGAGCACAGAAGUCAAGAUCAGUGCCAGCACUCGGGUUGAAACGCAGGAGAAGUCAAGCAUGUGCCCCAAAAUCCACUGGGAAUGUGAUGACUUUCACUGCAAAACAAAGCAAUAACAGCAUCGCCCCAUGGUGACAUGCUGACUGCUCUGUGCCUUAAGGGACCAAACCUCAAAGACGCACGGACCGAUGUAUUCUAUUGGUUCUGGUCUGUACAACAGUGAACAAAUGAUUGUAUUAGUUUGUACACAACAGAAGAGUAUUAGGCUACGCUGAAAAUAAAGAAAUGGGAGAAUUACAAGAGAAAAAAAGUCAAGUUACAGGAAUAAAGUUUGGAAUGUACGAGAAAAGAAAACAAGAGAUACAGUAUGAGACUAAAGUCAGAACAUUGAGUGAUUGCCGGAAGUGCCACGUAGAUGUAAAAACCACUCUUCUGGUUUUUGUCUCAUAAUAUUCUGGCUUUCGUCUUGUAAAAUGAAAACCUUUUGUAAGUAUCAGGGUAACUUUGUGUGUAAUAUUACGGCUUUAUUCUUAAAAAAUGAAAUUUUUUCUCGUUAUAUUACGAUUUAGAUUUUCCCAAAUGACAACCUUUUUUCACAUGGACAUUUAUUUCUGUAAACUGCAACCUUUUUUUUGAAUUACGACUUUAUUCUCCUACAAUGUUUUUCUCUCCAACUCCAAUUUUAUUGUUGCAACAAUUAUUUUCUUAUAAAAUUGCAACUGUUGUAAAAUGAGACCAUGUCAUAUAAAAUCUUUUUUCUUGUGAUAUUACAACUUCUUUCUAGUAAAAUUACAGCUAUUCUUUUAAAAUGCAGAGCUUUGUUUUUUUUUUUUUUUUUUUACACCGGUGUAAAAUGACAACUAUUCUUAUAUAACCUUAGAUAUAAUUCACCCCCCCCCCCCAAAAAAAAAAUCCUAAUAUGAUUUUAUUCCCCUAAAAUAUAUUUUUUCCCUCAUAAGUAACUACUUACUUUUUGAUAAAAUUACAUGGUUAGUCCCAUAAACUGACAUUUUGCUUGUAACAUUCUGGUAAUUUUUUCAAAUGUCUUUAUUCCUUGCAAUAGUCUGACUUCCUUCUUAUACAGUUCUUUUUUUCCUCAUAGUAUUACACCUUUAUUCUCAGAUGUGAAAUGAGGACAUUGUUCUUGUAGUGUGACCUUUUUUCAUGUAAAAUUUUUUUUUUAUUACCCUUGUAAUUCUGUGACUGUAUACUUGCAGUAUCAUUCUCGUUAUUUCUUUUCAAUGUGGCCUUAAAACUUUGUGGAACAACCAGACUGAAACUUUAGUUGUACUUUUCAUCAUCAGUCUUUCCUUAAAACUGGACUGCAUGCUUUUUGUCGUCAUCAACCGCCCCAUCCUUUUUGUUUUGAUUCUUCUAGCCAGUUAAAAAAAUAAACUGACAAUGAAUUUAAAAAAAAAAUCCAGGCACCCGAUACUAAUUCCUGUAUCCAACGAAAUGGCCACUUUAUUAUACUUUUUUUUUGCAGUGGAAACAAGUCACUGCUGAAUCUAUGCAAGCAAAAUGCUGGCUGACUUUUUCUGAUACAUGUUUUGGCCUUCCCCCAUGUUGCCAUGAUGCACAUAAAGAAAAGCAGUGUUUGUGAUCUCUCAGUAUUUCUUUGAACCAAAGAAUCUGGUGGCUCUGCACGAAAAAAAAGGCCUUUGCACCAACACUAGCACAUUAAAAUUGGUGUCAUCCAACAGCAACAUAACUGAAUAUUCUCGUUUAGGCCUACACUAUGUUCAUAAGUAAUAGUAACAAUAUUUAUUUCCUAUUUAUAGAUGUUGAUCUUUUUUGAGUCCUGCCAUAAGGACAGGUUGAACAAAUGUUUAGUACAAAUGUUUAUUGUUAGACAAGCAUUCUUAUUAAGCACACUUUAAAUGUUAACACUGUUUGUGGCACUUCUGCUUCUCGUCCAUUAUUUUCUGCCUUAUGGUUUUUAAAAAAAAAAAAAAAAAAAAAAAAGAAAUUGGACAACAGACUUGAUGAUUGAUCACAUUUGCUUAAUAUACUAUAUUGUUGCUUUUAUUUGUGUUUUACCCAUUUUCCAAGUGUUAUUUCAGGAAAAGGGAUUUUCAAUUUCGAUGUGCACAUUUAGUGACCUGCGCACUGCAUUGUUAAUCCAUGACAUAUUUUGUAUUAUCGUCACUGCACUGCAAUAGUGUUUUGUAUUUAAUAAAUGUUUUUUCAACUACA